Lactuca sativa (garden lettuce) is the source of this 888-nucleotide messenger RNA. The record is from RefSeq and is a predicted model, not a curated record. Lineage: Eukaryota; Viridiplantae; Streptophyta; Magnoliopsida; Asterales; Asteraceae.
AUGACUGACCUUGGUGAUCUCAAUUAUUUUCUCGGUAUUGCUGUGUCUCGUGAUAAUAAAGGCAUGCUCCUGUCUCAACAGAAAUAUGCUCUCGAGAUUCUUGAGAAAGUUCACAUGCUCAACUGCAAGCCUGCUCGCACCCCUACCGAAGCCACUGCCAAACUUGAUAAUACCGGCCCUCAUGUCUCCGAUCCUACUUUGUAUCGUAGUCUUGCUGGGGCUCUUCAGUAUCUUACCUUUACACGACCCGACAUCACUUAUGCUGUCCAAAAAAUUUGUCUUUAUAUGCAUGAUCCACGAGAACCUCACUUCAAUGCUCUGAAACGUAUUUUAAGGUAUCUUCAGGGUACGGUGUCUCUUGGUCUUCAAUUGUAUACCUCCUCUUCUCAACUGCUGGUGGCCUACUCCGAUGCUGAUUGGGCUGGAUGCCCCACCUCAUGUCGUUCCACUUCUGGAUUUUGUAUCUUUCUGGGUCAUAAUCUGGUGUCUUGGUCCUCGAAACGCCAAACCACAGUCUCUCAUUCAAGUGCCGAAGCUGAAUAUCGCGGGGUGGCGAAUGUAGUUGCUGAAACUGCUUGGAUCCGGAAUCUUCUUCGUGAGCUUCAUCAUCCUCCUGAUAAAGCUAGCAUCGUGUAUUGCGAUAAUGUUAGUGCUGUGUACAUGACUGGGAACCCUGUCCAACACCAGCGCAUCAAGCACAUCGAGAUUGAUAUCCACUUUGUUUGUGAUCAGGUAGCCACUGGACAGUUUCGUGUUCUCCAUGUUCCCUCAUCGUCUCAGUAUGCCGACAUUUUUACAAAGGGCCUGCCUACACCUUUGUUUCUUGAUUUUCGGUCCAACGUGAACAUUCUUCCUUCCUCUACCGUUCAAACUGCAGGGGGAUGUUAG